CAUUAAGGUUUGACAUUUGGUUGCUUCGUGUCGUGGUUCGAUUUGUUCCAAGCGGCUUCGAGAAAAGAAAAAGUUCAGAUAAAAAUUUGACCACAGUCAGUUUUACCAUUAAAACUCGAGCCACUUUUGUUGUUAGAGAAGAGAGCAAGGUUUCGGCUGGAAAAAAUUUAAUAAUUUUCUGCUAGAGUACAGAAAACCGCUAAAGAUGCACACGGUUCUCACGCGAGGGAACGCAAUCCUGGCCUACUCGCUAAGUGUGUUGGCCUUCCUGACAUUCUGCUGCUUUGCAUCAACCUUUUUGAAUGAUUACCGAACAAAUGCAAAAAUUAACACCGUAAAAGUUCUCGUUAAAAAUGUUCCCGACUUCAGUGCUUCCCGCGAGAAAAAUGAUCUGGGCUUCCUCACGUUCGAUCUCAACACCGAUCUGAAUGGUCUGUUCAACUGGAAUGUAAAGCAGCUGUUUCUUUACCUCACCGCCGAGUACAAAACCGAACAGAACGAACUGAACCAGGUGGUGCUGUGGGAUAAAAUUAUUCUGCGCGGUGAAAAUGCGAAUCUGGACUUCAAGAACAUGAACACCAAAUAUUACUUCUGGGAUGAUGGCAAUGGUUUAAAGAAUCAUCAAAACGUAACGCUGACGCUAUCGUGGAAUAUCAUUCCUAAUGCCGGCCUGCUGCCGAACAUUUUUGCCCUCGGUCAUCAUUCGUUCAAGUUUCCGGAAUCGUACAUGGUUUCGCCAGUCUAAGGUGGCGUCCGAUCAUCGGAGAACCGCAGGAACUGAGCGAAACGGUAGCACAUGUUAUAGGGAAACUGAAAGAAGAGCACAACAUGCCGACCAGUAAUUAUCAAAUCCUUGUUUCCGUCGAUUUUCAAUUUGCAUUUCGUUUUCCAGUUGGCAUUCCAAGAGCCGCACUCGGUUCUUGCUUACAGCAGUGUGUGAAUGAGAAAGUUUUUCCGUAGAACUUUUGUGUGCUUAAUUCUAAGCCGGCCGAAUCAGUUAAGUAGCGAAUAAAUUUUUCCAUUGAAAAAUCU
Messenger RNA from Sabethes cyaneus, 1032 nucleotides. It is a transcript of the gene Spase22-23, whose product is annotated as signal peptidase complex subunit 3. Gene Ontology annotation, cellular component: membrane; signal peptidase complex. The coding region runs from base 206 to 745 and encodes 179 amino acids. Lineage: Eukaryota; Metazoa; Arthropoda; Insecta; Diptera; Culicidae. The record is from RefSeq and is a predicted model, not a curated record. The transcript has 3 exons. Gene Ontology annotation, biological process: protein targeting to ER.